Molecule: messenger RNA, 1557 nt
Organism: Suncus etruscus (white-toothed pygmy shrew)
Lineage: Eukaryota; Metazoa; Chordata; Mammalia; Eulipotyphla; Soricidae
Gene: KRT78
Product: keratin 78
Exons: 9
Coding region: 1-1557 (518 amino acids)
Biological process (GO): keratinization; intermediate filament organization
Cellular component (GO): keratin filament
Molecular function (GO): structural constituent of skin epidermis
Source: RefSeq, a predicted model, not a curated record
AUGUCUCUCUCUCCGGGUCAGUCCCACAGGGGUUUUAGCACCCGCUCGGCCUGCUCUUGGCGCUCGGGGGCCAGCAGCCAACGCAGUUCUGCUCGCACCUUCAGCAGCAGGAGUCUCUCUUCUUUUGGAGGUGGCCGAGGAGCAUCUCGUGGAAGGGCAUGGGGGUCCGGGGGAAGCCUGGGGGUACAGUUUGGGCAAGGCCGUGGGGGCCCUAGGACUUCCUUGUGCCCUCUGGGGGGCAUCCAGGAAGUGAAGCUCAAUCAGAAUCUGCUGACCCCACUGAAGAUUGAGAUUGACCCCCAGUUCCAAACUGUGCGGACUCAAGAGACCCAAGAGAUCAGAAAACUCAACAAUCAGUUUGCUUCUUUCAUUGACAAGGUGCGCUUCCUGGAGCAGCAAAACAAGGUCCUGGACACCAAAUGGACCCUGCUCCAGGAGCAGGGGGAUCACAGAAGCCCCCAGGGCCUGGAAUCUUUCUUUGAGGACUACCUAGCCCACCUCCGGCAGUGGCUGGAGCAGCUACAGAGAGACCGAGGGGCACUGGAUGCUGAGUUGAAGUCCUGCCAGGAUCAGGAGGCAGAGUACAAAGACAAGUAUGAGGAGGAGGUCCACAGGCGAACCAUGGUGGAGAAUGACUUCGUGGUCCUCAAAAAGGAUGUGGAUGGCGUGUUCCUGAGCAAGAUGGAGCUGGAAGACAGGCAUGAGUCUCUCAGAGUGUACAUCAACUUCCUGAAGCAUCUCUAUGAAGAAGAGUUGGGUCAGCUCCAGACUCAAGCCAACGACUUGUCUGUGGUCCUAUCUAUGGACAACAACCGAUGCUUGGACUUCAAGGAUAUCAUUGCCGAGGUGCGCGCCCGCUAUGAAGAGAUCGCACGGAGCAGCAAAGCCGAAGUUGAGGCCUUGUACCAGAGCAAGUACCAAGAGCUCCAGACGUCUGCCCGACUUCAUGGGGACAGCAUGCAGGAGACCAAAAUCCAGAUCUCCCAGCUGCAGCAGGCGAUUAAGAAGUUGCAGAGUCAGAUUGAGAAUCUCAAGAUGCAGAAUACCAACCUGCAGGCUGCUAUCUCGGAUGCUGAGCAGCGUGGGGAGAUGGCCAUAACUGAUGCUCAGGCUAAGUUGGCUGAGUUGGAGGCUGCCCUGAAAGGCACCAAGCAGGAGCUGGCCCGGAUGCUGCGGGAGUACCAGGAACUGAUGAGCACCAAGCUGGCACUGGACGUGGAGAUUGUCACCUACCGCAGGCUGCUGGAGGGCGAGGAGAGCCGGAUGUCUGGUGAAUGCAGCAACCAGGUUACUAUCACUAUUGGAGGAGGCAGUGCUUCUGUGCCUUGUGGAUCCAGUGGUGGCCUGGUGGGCACAUGUGACCUCGGCGGCAGGAAAAACAACUUCGGCUCCAGCUGUACCAGCAUUGUGACGGGAGGUUCCAAGGCCCCACUGGGAUCAGGAUGGAACCCUGUUCUGGGCUCUUGCUCUGUGUCAGGUUCCGGCUCUGGCUCUGGCUGUCAUACUAUCGUGAAAAAGACCGUGGAGACAAGUCUGAAGACAUCGAUUACCUACUGA